UCUUAAUCGCAGCCAACUUCACAUCAACGCGUUCUCGGUAUAGUUUUUAGCCAUUAUUUAUUCGCAAUAAAUGCGAAUGCAAUUGCGAAAGUACAUUUAAUUCGCUUUAUUUGCGAAAUAGGACUUAAUUCAAUAGUCUGAAGUUUAAAAUCGCGAAUUUUACAUACUUUUCACCUACUCAAUUCGAAGUUUUUCUUUCCGCCUCCGUCUCAGUUGUGCGCGAGAGUGUGUGUGUUUGUGUGUAUUUUUGUGCGUGACGCGCUGCUGCCGCCAUUCAAGAUUGAAGCGAAAAAAUGGAUUUGGCGAAGCUGGACAAGAUGAAGGUGGUCGACCUGCGUACCGAAUUACAAACGCGUGGUCUGGAUACCAAAGGAGUUAAAGCUGUGCUCAUCGAACGUUUGCGGGCACAUGUAGAAGGUGGUGCCGGCGGCGGCGAUGGAGCAGAUGGCGCUCCAUUGACACCAAGUCGACGUCAACGUCGGACGCGAUCAAUGUCACGGUCGCCAUCGCCGGUUGCAGCGGCGCCGGUCGCCACCGAACCUAAUUUGGAGACUCUAGAAGAAGAGGAACAACCGGCAACCGCUGGGCACGAGUCUGAGGUUGAUGCCAAGCCUGCUGCUGUGGCUGAAAUUGAACAAGCCGAUGAAGAGGACGAAGAAGAAGAUGAUGCACAAGAACAGGAAGAAGAAUCGAAUAAUAUGGAACAGGAGCAAGAGGAAGCCGAAGAGGAAGAGACGGAUGCAGCUGGUAGUACAGCUGCCUCACAAGCCGUGCAGAAUGAAGAAGAUGUGGCCAUGACAGAUGAGGCCAACAAAAAGGAAGAAGAAGCCGAUCAAGAGUCUAAUGACUCCAACCAGCAAGCGCAACCGGAUGAAACGGAAGAAGAGCAUGAUAAUCCAGCUGCUGAGGCAGAUUCCAAGGCCAAUGCACAUCAAUCAAACGGCGACACUGAAAAAAUGGAAGUCGAUGAGGACGCCGCUAAUGCCACUGUCAAAACAGACGAGCAAACGCAGCAGGACAAGGACAAUUCGGAUCAAGCCAAGACCACGGAACGACGCAAACGAUCGCAUAGCAAUUCACGUUCCCGUAGCAACUCGCGGUCACCAAAGCGUCGCAGCGGCGACAAACGUGACUCUAAAGCAGCUGCUGCUGCUGCAGAAGAACGCACUGUGGCCGAAGAUGAGCCCACAAUUGCGGAAAAUCAAGUGGGACUCAGCUGGCUUGACUCGGAUCUCCAUCUCCGUAUUGAUACCACCAAUUUCACAUCAGCCAAGCCGCUGACUGCAGAAAUCUACUCGCUGAUCUGGUCUGGCGCACGUGCCAAUUAUGGAGUACGUGAGGGCAAGGUGUGCUUUGAGGUGCGGCUCUCUGAGGAGUCGGUGCCAGAGAAUUCGCAUCAUUUCCGCGAUGAGCCAAAUGUGCGCGGCUUUCGCGUGGGCUUCUCAACACCGAAGUCAUCGAUGCUGUUGGGCGAGGCAGAACAUUCCUUCGGCUAUUGCGAGAACGGCCGUAAGGCCAACAAUGGCGAAUUCACAAGCUAUGGCAAGCCAUAUCAAUUGGAUGAUGUUAUCGGUUGCUAUUUGGAUCUAGAGAGCACACCGUGCAACAUCAAGUACACGCUUAAUGGCGAGGAUCUCGGUGUGGCCCAUGAGUUUGACAAAAGCAUCUUGGGUGAGGAGGAAGCGCUAUUUCCGCACAUUGUUACCAAGGGUUACGAGUUCACGGUGAACUUUGCCAAUGGCGAAGAGCUGCUCGUCAAUGCCGAGAGGCCAACGCGCAAGCGUCGCAAGCAACGUGCCGAGUCACCCAAAGAUGAUGUCAACGAUGGUGAUAAAUGGAAGGUGCUCGAUGAGGCAACCGCCGAUGACGAUGAGCUCGAGAAGAAGGAAGACGACAGCAAGCCCGCCGAUGCCGAGAAAUCUGAUGAAGGCGAUAAACCUGAGGAUAAAGCUGAUACAACUGAAACUGCUGAGGACGAGCAAUCUAAAGAAGCGGAUGCUGAUGAGGAGGCACAAUCGGAGCAGGCACAACCCGCCGAAGCAGCUGAAGUCACCCAAGAUCAGGCCGUCGAGCCAGCUGAAGCAGCAGCCGAAGUUCCACCAGAGGCAGCUGCUGUUGCCAACGGCGAUAGCCAAAUUGAUGCUGAAAAGAGCACCGAAGAAGCAGAUUCUAAAGCUGAAAUUGCAGCUGCACCCAAGGAGGUUGCCACAACUACAGCUAAUGUCGAGGAGGAGGAUGAGGAUGGUCCAUCGCCAAACAAGCGCGUUAAAACCGAUGCAGAGACCGAUAAGGCAGCAAGCGAAAAACCAAAAUCCACUGAAGAAGAAUACGAGGAUGUAGUGCCCGUUCCCCGUGAUACUGUCACCUUAUUACCGGGCUAUAUACUACUGGCUCUGGUGCCUACCGAGCAAUUGAUUGCCGGACCACAGCGCGCCGAAUCGCGCAAGCAAUGCGAAGUCAUUCUACUUGUCGGUCUGCCUGGUGCAGGCAAGACACACUGGACACAAAAGCAUGUGUCUGAGAACCUGGACAAGCGUUACGAGAUCAUUGGACCUGAUACUAUCAUAGCCAAAAUGACGAUCGACGGCGAAUCGCGCAAAACUGUACACAAGGGUCGUUGGGAUAAAGUCUACGAGAUUUGCUUGAAUAGUCUGGGUGCUUUGGAAGAUAUUGCCAUGAAGCGACGACGCAAUUUCAUACUCGAUCAGACGAAUGCGUAUGCCUCGGCCCAGCGACGUAAAAUGAAAGGUUUUAGCGACUUCAAGCGUAUUGCGGUUGUUUGCAUACCCGGCGAAGAUGAAUUGAAACGUCGCAUCGCCGAAAAAGAGGAAAAGGGAAAUGCUUUUACAGUUAAAGAAUCAACAAUAAAUAACUUACGAGCGAAUUUCACAUUGCCCUCACUGGAGUUUGGAUGGUUCGAUGACAUCAUCUACACGGAGCUGAACGGUGACGAGGCCAAGGCUGAGGUCAAGAAGUACAAUGAGAAGGGCAAGAAGGCCAUCGACGCGGACAGAUCGCGUGACAAGAGAUCCCGUGGCGGACGCGACAAUUAUCGUCGCGAUGAUCGGCAUCGCAAUCGACACUUUGAUGAUAGGCGACGUGAUUAUGGCGGCGGCGGAGGCGGUGGCCAACGACAUGAGAGUCGUUGGAGCGACUCGCGGCGCGGCGGUGGCGGCAGUUACUCCAGUGGUGGAGGAGGCGGCAGCGGUGGUGGUGGCGGCGGCGGUGGUAGCCGUGGCUAUGACAAUCGCAGCCGCAACUAUGGCAGCGGUGGAGGAGGCGGCGGUGGCGGUGGCCAGCAGAAUUGGAUGCAGAAUAACCGCAGGAGUGGCUACGAUGAUCGCGGCUACGGUGGCGGCGGCGGCGGUGGUGGUGGUGGUAGUCGUGGCUAUGACAAUCGCAAUCGCGGAUAUGGUAGCAGUGGUGGUGGCGGAGGAGGAGGCGGUGGUGGCCAACAGAAUUGGAUGCAAAACAAUCGCCGCAGCGGCUACGAUGAUCGCGGCUACGGCGGUGGUGGCAGCUCGCGAGAUUAUCGCGAUCGAGACCGUGGCGGCAACGAUCGCAAUCGAAUGGGCAGCAACGAUCGCAAUCGUGGCAGCAGCCAGAGCAGCUAUCGCUCCGGUGGCGGCAAUCAUCAACAACGGGAUUUUCGGCAUGGCCACCGCGACACCAAAGAAGAUAGUCGCGGUGGCUAUGAGCGGUCAGCUGCCCAAGUGCUGCCCAAGUACGGCAAUAGUGCGGGCCAACCUGGCUAUGAUCAGUACAAGCAACAGUCGUCUGGUGGCAACCAGCAGACUGGCUCCAAGUCCGCACUGAGCGGCAAGUGGAGCACCUAUGCCCAGCACCAUCAGCAGCAGCAAACGCAGCAGCAGCAGCAUCAUCAGCCUGGUGUCUGGCAGCAACAGCAGCCACAGCAGCAACAAUACCAGCAGCAGCAACAACAACAGACCGCGGGCCAGCAACAACAAUAUUGGACCUAUAACCAGAUGCAGGGUUAUGGCAACCAGCAACAACAGCAGCAGCCACAAGCCUGGCAAGGCGCUGAUCAACAACAGCAGCAGCAACAACAGCAACAGCAAUGGAUGUCCUGGUGGCAGCAACAACAACAGGGCGCCGGAGGGGGCACGGCGGCCAAUAAUGCCGGUGGCAAUUCGAGCGGUACUACGGGCGCCACUGGCAAUAAUGAUGGCGGUGCCACCAAUCAUUAUUGGUCUCCUUAUUCAUACUCUACACAGUCCAAUGCGGGCGUUGACAAGAAAUAAGUGCAAAACUAUUGACUCACUCAACAAUCUUCUAUGUCGCGCCCUCAUUUAGAAAACCAACAAAGCAACAAAACAUUUAAAACAAAUCACAACACACGUAAAGUAAAACCAAGCAACUUUAAAUACUAGUUUUUAAAUCACAAAACACAAAAUAAACAAGAAACAAACAAACAAACAAAAUUAGUUUAGCCAGUUUUUAAGCGUCUCUGGAAUGAAAGAAAAGAAUAAAAGAAAAAAAUAUAAAAACAAACAACUAAACAAGAAUAACUGUAAAAUGUAUCAGAAACUGAGCUGUUGAUUUUAACAACAAAUAUUGUAUUUACUACUUUGUCAGUCCAACUUUUGCUUUUGAAAAAUUAUUGGUUGGUUCCUUUGAAGCAAUUAAGUGAAUUUCUUUUGGCUCAUUAUAUAUCUAGGACAGUACAAUUUGUUUUAACGUUUAAUUAUCUUUAUUGUUUUAUUUUUACAUUACUUUUUUAUAAUAAAAAACUGGAAGACAUACUAAAAAACAAACAUAAAAUUUAACAAAUAAAUCUAUAUACAUACAAAAAACCAAAAUAUAAACAUACAA
Messenger RNA from Drosophila sulfurigaster albostrigata, 4833 nucleotides. RefSeq names its product heterogeneous nuclear ribonucleoprotein U. The record is from RefSeq and is a predicted model, not a curated record. Gene Ontology annotation, molecular function: protein binding. The transcript is spliced from 10 exons. The coding region runs from base 294 to 4262 and encodes 1322 amino acids. Lineage: Eukaryota; Metazoa; Arthropoda; Insecta; Diptera; Drosophilidae.